This is a messenger RNA of Dimorphilus gyrociliatus, 1806 nucleotides long. NCBI's taxonomy places the organism in Eukaryota, Metazoa, Annelida, Polychaeta, Dinophilidae. The record is from the annotation of a GenBank genome assembly.
AGUCAAGUUCGAGGAAUGUCACUGAUUAUGAUGCCAUCAACGAUGCCCGCUAGAUUUCUCGUGAGUUUUACUAACAACUACAGAUACUUUAUUAUUUUUCGUCAUAUGUUGUGAUUUUGAAAACAAUUGAUAACAAACAUACAUCCUUAAUGUAAUUGGGUGUGAUUUCUUCAUUAUAGCUAAAGAUCGACGCCUAAUUCAUUCAACUAGAAUUUUGAUUGUAAUAUCAAGAUGAAAGAUUGUAUUUACUGUCGGAUAAUGUGUAGUUUAUAACAUAAAAUGACAAACCAAAUUGACCAACGUAAUGAAACUAAUGGGUCAGUCGUUUCUCACAACCAAUUUACAUACAGUACCGAUCAGCCUAUGUCGGUACCGAUAGUCACUACAGCUCAAACAGAUCAUACAAAUAGAAAUAUCGCCAUUAUAUUAGGCUCAUUUUUUGGAGCUUUAAUAUUCGUUUUGGCUUUCUUUAUUUUGUUGUUCCUUAUUUUCAAAAGGAAAAUACCUAUACGAAAAGCGGAUUUCUCAAUGAGGCGUUUUAAGAUGGGUAACACAACAGAAAUAGAUAUGGUAAAAAAUGAUCCAGCAGUGUUACUUUUAUAUUCUUACGAUUGUGCUGCUCAUGAAAAAGCUGUUAUGGUUUUAGCUACUUAUCUCAAGGAAGUUUGUCAGCUAGAUGUUCAUUUAGAUAUUUGGGACCAAAAUGUUAUUCACGAGCAAGGGGUUUUGAGCUGGGUAUCCAAUAAAUUGGAAAUUGUACAAUUUGUUGUUAUAGUUUGCAGCACGGGUGCUCGUUUCAAAUGCGCUCGGAAUCAAGGGAAUUAUCGGGUUGUGCAAGAUAGACCAGGAAAAUUCGAAAGCGAUGUUUUUCAAAAUGCAAUUUCAGUAGUAAUAGAUAAGAUGCACGCAGCAAAGUCAGGAAAUGGUAAUCUGCAGAAUUUUCUAGUUGUCUACUUUGACUAUUCUUCCACAAAUGAUAUUCCUCCAAAACUCGACUCUGCUCCUACCUUUUGCUUAACAAAAGAUAUUAGCCGAUUUGAACAGCAUUUACGCAAAAGAUUAGAUGAUAAAACUUCAACAUUAUCGUCUAGAACAUCUACUAUUUCCACUCGAACCCAUCGCUCUGAGAGAUCAUUUGAUUCUCAUUAUAAGCGCAUCAUACAAUCUGGUAUUGGACAAGAUUUAGUCAAAGCUGUAGAUGAAGCUAAGGCUUUUUUUAAACAACACCCAGAUUGGUUAGGUGAAAUAUUAGAACCGACACAUAUAGAUAGAACUUUAACAGCAACAACAACUCUCCCAUCGUCCAGUCCAACGAACUCUCUUUCUCCAAGUACAGAGGAUGAGAAACUGCUUACAGAGCGCAAAAGAAAAAGGGAAAAGGGUACUUUAAACGCUUUAGAAAUCGUUAGUCCAGUUGAUUCAGGAAGGGCAACAAUGAGCCCAGAAAAGACGAAUGGUACUGCAAAAUUUGUAGAAGGUGAUAUUAUGGAAGAUGAUGAGCUGUUACAGAGAGACGUAGAUUUUAUAAGAAAUUUGGAUAAGAAUACGCCUCCCCCUUGGAAAAAACCAAAUACUAAAUCAUUCGAACCAUUAGUUUUAAAUGCCUCAAGAUUUGCUCCACUAGCUCGAUUAGAUCCAGAGACUCCUUUAGGAGAUCGAAUCAUACAUUUAAAGGUUGAUAGUAGCGGUCAGGCUGUUUUGGAGUCACCGUCUACUCCAACUGUUCAUGAUUCGAACAGUAUUAAACUAGAACCUCCACCAAGCUCUCCUCAUAGAAGAUUUGAAGGUCGAGGUGUAGUAGCAUGA